AACAAAAAUAAAGUAGGCAGGAAACCCCAGAGGUCAUGCUAAUAUCUCAAAACAAGAAAAUCCUGCAUACAGGUUAUUUGUUUCUGUUUUUUGGGCGUUGGACACAAGAAACUUGAUUACUUAAAAAUUUGAAACCUGGAAGUAACCAAAGGUGUUUUUGUUUCUUUGAUUUACUUGAAUUAUACAAUGACAAGCUUUCGUAAAAUCCUAGAUGCUAAUUUGUCUCGUGCACCGAAACGAGUUUACGAAAAAAUUCAGCGUGUAACUGUUCUUUAUAAAUUAAAAGACUUUCCUGAACCAGGUGAUCAAGAACUGUGCAAAGGAAUUACUUUUAUGAAUAAUGAAAAGUAUGAUGAGGCUUUAAAAUGCUUUGAAAAGGCUUCAUCUUACGAUAAUGAGUAUGGACUCCUUUUUGUUGGUAUAUUCAAUUUUAUUGCUUAUGGAUCAGUUAAACGAGAUCCACAAAAAUCUCUGGCUUAUUGGACAAAGGCAUCAUCUUUAUGGAAUAACUGCGUUGCACAAUAUCUUUUAGGAUGUUUAUAUAUGUCAGGCGAUCUCCAUGUCGAUGAAAAUGUUAAAGAAGGGUUUAGGUGGAUGAAAUUGGCUGCGAAAAAUGGUUGGACCUGUGCUAUGUUAACGGUAGCGUUAGUAUAUGUUGACCACGCUACCAUAAUGUCUGCCUUAAUAUUAGAAAAGAUAGCUAAAAAGGAUGAUAAUGACAACGAGCCUGUUGAAGAUGGUAUGCUUUACCUAUUUGGAAAUAAAGAUUUUGUAGUAGAGAUGGUAGAUGUAGUAGAAGAAUUUGAAAGAACAGCAGAAAUUCCAGAUAUGGGAGCUCAUGGACCGGUGGAAUUUGCUCGUCUUUUUAGUUCUCUUGAUAGUGACCCGCGUAUGGCAAUGAGUUUUUGGGAACAAUUGACACAUCGAAAAUCGACAGCAGUCGUUAAGGCUCAGCGUAGCCUUGCUGGCAUGUAUUUGCGGGGUAACCGUUAUCUUUCUUCUGAUCUAGAAAAAUCCAUAUACUGGUUAAAACGAGCUGGAAAAAAUGGUUCUGUAAAUGCAUACACAGAAAUCGGAUUAUUUUUUUUCAAUGGAGAAGUUGUGGAAAAAGAUUACAAAGAAGCUAUGCUUUGGUUUACGAAAGCAGCAGAUCUCGGAGACCAUUCUGCGUUCUAUAAAAUCGGAGGGUUCUAUCUGUCUGUAUUAGGACUAGUGAAAGAAGACAUGACUGAAACCUUUGAAUACUUCUUAGGAGAAGCUUUAAAAUACUGUCCAAUGGAUUUUUUUUACAUUGGGACAAUGUAUUUUAAUGGUUACAAAGGUAAAUUUGAUAUGGAUUUGGCUGUAGAAUACCAUAAAGCGACAAUUAAAAACGGUGCUCCCCUAUCUCAAGAAUCUAUAAACGAGAUCAAGACAAUGAAAACAAAACGAGAGGGUGAACCUUCUGAAGAAGAAGAAAGCAAAAAUUGUUCUCCGUAAUCAUGCUUUGUUUUGCGUACCUUUAAAACUGCUAAUAGUUUUGAUAAUGC
Mucor mucedo is the source of this 1529-nucleotide messenger RNA. RefSeq lists its product as uncharacterized. NCBI's taxonomy places the organism in Eukaryota, Fungi, Mucoromycota, Mucoromycetes, Mucorales, Mucoraceae. The transcript is spliced from 3 exons. Gene Ontology annotation, molecular function: protein binding. Bases 187 to 1479 code for a protein of 430 amino acids. The record is from RefSeq and is a predicted model, not a curated record.